AUGCCAGGGGAACAUACAGGCCCGUCUGUUUCACCUCAGACAUCGCCAAAAACGCCUGGAGGGUCAAGUCCCUAUCAAACAAGUCUUCGUGGAGGAGGUGAUCGUCAAGCAGAGAAUAGGGCACUCGAAAGCACCGGUACUUCGCAACCUAAUGGCGAGAAUAAGCAGCAGUUUCUGCCCCUUAGAGCCUUCGGCGUCCACAACAUUCUGAAUCCUGCUGAGACUCAACCAUCUCUUGCAAGAGAACGAGGUGAAGAGGCUGGCCAAAGUCCGAAGAUUUCGAGUGCGGCAUCGAGUUCGAGUCCCCGUAUACCACCACAUUUCGCAUAUCAAGAAUCAGGAAUGGCGAGACGCGGACAGACCACGCCCACUCUCGAGGAUCAGCCACUAACCGCCCCGUCGUCCGCAGAGCGCGGCUCUCCAAGGACAGCUCGCCCAUAUCCACCCUUAGCAGCAGCAAGACGGGUUUUAACCCCUCGGUCCCCUCGACUGAUGAGCCCUGGACACAGCCAUCCCUUGCGAGCGCUAGGUCCGCCCCAGACUCAUCCGCAGCAUCUCCCAGGUGGUCCACAAGAUUCGAACAGAGCAAUACUCCCAGACACAGGUGCAUCUGGGCAAUCAGAUCAGGCUCUUUCCACACGGGGCUCUCCUUUAGCACAACAAUUCAAUCGGGUGAUGAGUCCCACGGGUCGGCCUCCUUCUAGUACAACUCUACCUGCAUCGACGCGGUCCAUCUCACAACCAGCUGCCAGUCACUCGACCCCUGGGUUACAGACUCGUCCCUUCUUCCCUAGUGGCUCGGGUAUUCAGCCAGGGCAGCCUGCUGGAUACCCGCCGCACAACCCAUACAGCGCGCUCGCGGUCUCCCAAACUCCAGCCGGAUACCCGGCCCCCAGCGGGGAAUCCAGGUGGUCUGGGACGACCGAGCAUACCACGCAAUACAACUCAACGGGCGUUAGGAGCUUUGCCUUUGGAGAAGGUCAGGCGGCAGUUCGUAUCCAGCCACUCCAAGGCGAACCGUUCAUUAUACCUGUUGAUACACAGCAGGGGUCAAGACAGGCUGAUGAAAAGCGCCAACGGAAUGCAGGCGCAUCCCAGAGGUUUCGCAAAAGAAAGAAAGAUAGAGAAACCCAGGAACGCCUAGAGCACCAAAGGAUGGAAUCCCAGUAUCGCGAGCUCGAGGCGCGAAUUCAGACAUUGGAAAAUGAACGAGAGAGACUUCGGUCGGACCGCGAUCGGUUGCGCGACAUCGUAUACCGAACCCCUUCUGUCAGUGAGCUCGCCUAUCAAGGACCGCCUAGCCCAAAUCCAAGCAAUGGAUCUGGCCCAUCACCUCUAGGAACUAUGACUGCGUAUGGUGCUGCCGACCCUGAUACUGGUGAGAGAUCAUCGCAGCGGCGUAGGACGGAUCCCCAUCCCCACAUCGAGUUUGUUACUGGCCCCUAUGGUUCUGCUCCCGGGUCUCUUCCACCGAUUGCAGCUUCGGGGUAUCCGGCUUCGAUGUCACACCCUGGAACGCCUCUAGCAAGAUCACAAGCACCGCAGCUGCCGCCGUUGCGACUAGGUUCGGCAGCUGGAACGCCUACAACAGCUGUGUCAGCCUCAAGCACACCCAUUCAGACCUAUCAGCAACUGAAGAGGGAACCGUACGAGAUGGGAUGGGCAACAGGGUCGCGAGCAUCGGCAGAUACAUCACAGAGGUGA
Messenger RNA from Xylaria bambusicola, 1704 nucleotides. RefSeq lists its product as uncharacterized. Gene Ontology annotation, molecular function: DNA-binding transcription factor activity. NCBI's taxonomy places the organism in Eukaryota, Fungi, Ascomycota, Sordariomycetes, Xylariales, Xylariaceae. The record is from RefSeq and is a predicted model, not a curated record. Gene Ontology annotation, biological process: regulation of DNA-templated transcription. The transcript has a single exon. Bases 1 to 1704 code for a protein of 567 amino acids.